GUAACAGAGAAUGCUCACAAGCAAAUAAACCUGUUGGACAAGGUGUCUGACUCACAAAUAAUGAAUGACAAGCUGUUAUACUGCAACUGAAACAUUUCUGAGACUUGGGAGACUUGUACUGUAUUGUCAGAAUUGAAAGCGAUCUGCCUGCGUAAGUACGUCUCAACUGCUUAUUUUUAAAAGGUAAUUGUCCAUUUUAUAUUAUAUUGAGGAUAGAUGUUGGCUGCAAUGUCUGGAUCAUGUUUCUAGAAUGAAAGCACUUUCCAGGUGUGUCAACAUUUUACAAACUGAAUGUCCACAUGCUCAUGUAAGAAAAUUGGACAGCAAUUACUUUGAUUACUUUGGAUUGGACUGUAAUUAUGUGUGUUAUGUGUUGAAGAAGUGAGUGAAGUAUAUCUCACUCUGUUAAAUAAUGUCCCUUCUCUCACAGGCAGGUAGAAUCACGAUGGAAUUUGCUUGUGGGUUUGUUUAUGUGCCGCCAGCACUGAGUCAGAAAGACGGCCAACGACCCAUUGCCCAUGUCGUUAAACGCUCAGCACUUCUACCUCCCGUUAACCGGACUCGCCCUCGCACUCCUCCUCCUCCUCCUCCAACGACAAACUCUGCAGAAGUCAAAUCAUCAAAAUCUCCCCCCUUUCCCCUCCAAAUCAUUGAACAGUUGGAGAAGAGUAAGGGAGUAAGGACGCUUGUGAAGUCCACUCCCUUCUAUGAGAAUGCUGAAUUUCACCGUAAGUCAGGGGCAGCUUCCUCCAUCAUUACAUCUCCUCAACAGACAACAUCUCCUCGAAAGACAGCUCUUCUUCCACCACACAUGAAACCUGCAGCAAACAGCCAGUCCCCUCCUUACAGCCAGCCACUCCCUUCAUCCAACACCAACAAUCAGAUAUUUACCUACGACCUCCCUAAAGAUCAGCCGGAUUUAAAUGCCCAGCCCUGGGACCCAAACUAUUCAUACAGUAUCCCAGAAGGAACUGGAGGCGAGGUGAACCUGCCAGCUGUUACUAGCAGUGUGCCAGGCCAGACAUCAGCUCAGUCCACAGCCCCACCUCUCCCAGCAAGACCUUCAUUCAUGAGGUCAGUACCAGAGUAUCUGGUGCUGUUACCUUCAACCCACUCAGCUUCUUCAUCCUCUCAGAAAUUACCUUCAGCCCCGUCACUUACCACAUCAACUACCGCAGAUAAGGGGCCUCUGCAAGGAAAUCCCAAUGUGAUGCUUGUCAGUUUGGGAAAAUUGCUCUCAGAUGAAAGAGUGCAGCCCAUACAAGGAGAACCCACCUCUUGCUCUCAGUGCGGCUCUGUGUUGGACUCCGGCUAUGACAACAUGGUUAAUGUGUGUUACUUCUGUCAGUCCUGUAACUUGACCAGUCCUGCCAGUAUACCACAGUGUCCCACAAAUGGUUACCAGGAUGGCCUCUUUUUGCUCACUCCUGAUGAAAAACCCCUGAGUGCUGCUGACGCAUUGCUGCUCUUCUGCAUCGACACCUCAGGCUCCAUGAGCCUCACCUGCCAGGUGUCAGACGGUGAGCACGUUGUCCACAGAUCCCGUCUACAGUUUGUCCAGGAAGCCGUGUUUCAGUGUGUUGAGAGGCUAAGUGUACAACAACCUGACAUACGAGUGGGACUCAUCACCUUCAGCUGUCAGGUGACAAUGCAUGGAUACGACAAUUUCACAUCACAUUUCCUGAGCGGCGCAGAGCUGACUGACAGUGACUAUCUGAAAGCGGCUGCUGCCAGUUUCCCCAGUCCACCUCCACUGUCACAGACCAAGGACUUCUUACAGAGACAAGUUCUGGGAUUAACUGAAAGUGGGACCACAGCUCUGGGUCCAGCUGCUCUCCUGGCCAUUGCAAUGGCUUCCAGACAGCCAGGGUCCAAGGUGAUCAUCUGUACAGACGGGAAGGCAAACACAGACUUAGGGAAUCUAGAGGUGGAGGAUAACGAUGCUCGCACCCUCCUCUCAUCCACCAUCUUCUACCAGGAGCUGGGAGAAUAUGCUGCCAAUCAGGGCGUGACAGUGUCUGUGCUGUCUAUAGAGGGAACAGACUGCCGGCUGGAUGAGCUGGGAACGCUCGCUGAUCGCACUGGAGGAACAGUGGUAAUAGCAAGUCCCAGUAGGUUGCAUCCAGAGUUUGAGCAGAUUAUUGAGAACAGGACAACAGCGACACACUGUACUGUCACAUUACUGCUGCCCAAAGCACUGCGUGUGAGAGGAGAGAAGGAGGCAGGACAUAAAGGGACCAGAGAGGUGGGGAAUGUGGACCCAAAAACAGAGAUCACUUUCCAGUUUGGAGCCAGUGAACAUGAUGCAGAAGCGCUGGCUUCUGGUAGCCGUGUGUCCAUCCAGCUGCAGAUCAGGUACAGACGGAGGAACGGACAGACAAUGCUCAGAGUGUUCACUACAGAACGAGAUGUUACUGAUGACAGCUCGACGGUCCUGUCCUCUCUGUCUCUGGCCAUCAUUCAGCUCAACUCGUCACAGGCCAGCGCUGCUUUGGCUGUCAGAGGACGCUUCCUCGACGCCAGGAGGGAAGGCGAGCUGCAGAGGAAGCUGAUCGAGAGAGCGAUAGAGCAUAACCGCAGUGCAGAAGACAAACAGACAUAUCAAGAAUGGGUUAAAACCAUGGAGCCAAUAUACAACAACAUACAUAACUUCACACGGAGAAAAUCUGUCGUUUCAGACUCACAGUCUCUAACAGAUGCUGGUGCAGCGCUGCUCUACACCAUGAAGCACAGCAACAGGAAGUCUAUCUCUUUGAAGGAUAAACAUAAACUCUAGCCAACUGUCAGCCGCCACCUCACUAGAAGAUAAAUACCGCUGUUUGAUUAUCUGGCUGAAUAAAGUCUGUUGAAAUAUCUCACAAUGUAA
Messenger RNA from Thunnus maccoyii (southern bluefin tuna), 2866 nucleotides. Its product is annotated as circularly permutated Ras protein 1-like. The transcript is spliced from 20 exons. Gene Ontology annotation, cellular component: COPII vesicle coat; endoplasmic reticulum exit site. Lineage: Eukaryota; Metazoa; Chordata; Actinopteri; Scombriformes; Scombridae. Bases 413 to 2776 code for a protein of 787 amino acids. Gene Ontology annotation, molecular function: SNARE binding; zinc ion binding. The record is from RefSeq and is a predicted model, not a curated record. Gene Ontology annotation, biological process: COPII-coated vesicle cargo loading.